Pelobates cultripes (western spadefoot toad) is the source of this 552-nucleotide messenger RNA. NCBI's taxonomy places the organism in Eukaryota, Metazoa, Chordata, Amphibia, Anura, Pelobatidae. The record is from the annotation of a GenBank genome assembly.
AUGAAGAUGUCUUUGUCCCUGCUCGAGACUGCACGUUCUAGAUAUGAGAGUCUCCAGAUUUCAGACGAUCUUUUUGGGGAGUCGGGGGACGACAGCAGCGGUAACCCCUUUUACAGUACCUCUCCCGACUCCCGUUCAUCAGCUGCGGGCGGUUCUUCUGAGGAUGAUCAGGCUGACGGUAAAGAUCCACCAAAAUUGGAACAAGAAGACUCUAGGGAAUCAGGUCAGAAAGAACCAGGAGAGGUCCAAGAAGACUUGGGAUUUGCACAGUGGCAGGCAUACGAUUUAAAAGUGGGAGCAAAUAGGGGCAGAAACAGGGAGGCAAAGAGGUGGGGAUCCGAGCUGGUGAAAAAUGCAGGUUUAAAGGCUGGAGAAGACCCAGUGAACGAUGGUAAAACGGAGAUGUCCGGCAAAUAUGCACAGACAAGGCCCGGCGAUGACCUGAGAGAUGAAGGCUGGUCAGACAUCCUUCAUGAUGUGCCCACCCCCAGCUUCAAGGAUACCAGUGGUAAGAAUCUGAAACAUAAAAGGGCACAGGCAGCUAGCAGAUAA